AUGAUAAACCAACCAACACCUCAAGUCACCAACUGGCCCUGGAAGCAUAUUUGGAAGACCAAGAUACCAUGCAAGGUUGCAUGCUUCUCAUGGUUACUGGCAAAGGAAGCUGUGCUCACACAUGAAAAUUUAAAGAAGAGGAACUGGACUAUGUGCUCAAGAUGUUUUCUCUGUGAAAAAGAAGUAGAGACAAUUGGUCACUUAUUUUUGCACUGCAGGAUAACUGAUCAGCUAUGGAAGAUCUUCAUUAAUCUCAGAGGCAUAGCCUGGACAAUGCCUAGAAAGAUUACUGAAGCUCUCUUUAGUUGGGAGGCAGCUGGAGCUGGAGCAAAUGACAUAAACAGAUGGAAGAUGGUCCCUGCUUGCAUUUGGUGGGCAAUUUGGAAAGAAAGGAACUCUAGAUGCUUUGAGAACAGCAGCAACACAAUGCAGGAGAUCAAGCUUAACUGUAUUAAGCUUUUUUCUUUUUGGUGUAACCAGAUCUACCCAGAGGAUACUAUAUCUAUCCUAGACUCAUUAGGUUCCUGUUAG
Messenger RNA from Lycium barbarum (goji berry), 531 nucleotides. RefSeq lists its product as uncharacterized. The record is from RefSeq and is a predicted model, not a curated record. The coding region runs from base 1 to 531 and encodes 176 amino acids. The transcript has a single exon. Lineage: Eukaryota; Viridiplantae; Streptophyta; Magnoliopsida; Solanales; Solanaceae.